GCAUCUUUUAUCUUAUUAUAAAAAGCCACACAAAUAUUAGGUCUAACAUAAUAUCAAAAAAUAAAGAUUGAAAAAAUUUGUUUAUGAAAAUUAAUGGCAAACUCCAUGCGUUUAUUUGCUACUAUGUUACUUCUAACAAUGCUUGUCAUGUCUACUGGACCAAUGAGAAUUGUUGAGGCAAGAACUUGCGAGUCUCAGAGUCAUCGUUUCAAGGGACCAUGUGUGAGUGAGAAGAAUUGUGCCUCGGUAUGUGAGACCGAAGGAUUUUCCGGUGGUGAUUGUCGUGGAUUCCGUCGCCGUUGCUUUUGCACUAGGCCAUGCUAAUUAAGAGUAUUUUAUAUUCACGAUAUGUAUCGAAAUACUCAUGAAUGAAUAAAAGACACUAUAAUUGUUCAAAGAUGUAUAGUGCUAGUUUUGUUUGUAAAACUAGUCAUGGUCUUUGAAUUAUAUGCAAUUAUGGUGCACUAGACUUGUAAUUCAUGUGGUGUGUUCUUGUUUUUAUGCAACAUUAUGAAUAAAAUUUGUCUUUAUGUCACUAA
Molecule: messenger RNA, 539 nt
Organism: Solanum pennellii
Lineage: Eukaryota; Viridiplantae; Streptophyta; Magnoliopsida; Solanales; Solanaceae
Product: defensin Ec-AMP-D1-like
Exons: 2
Coding region: 94-324 (76 amino acids)
Biological process (GO): defense response
Source: RefSeq, a predicted model, not a curated record